CCCCCUCGGAACCGGAAGUGGAGCCUGGGAUCCCUGACGUUAGGAACGAAGUCGAACCUGGAUCUGGAGCCGGGUGAGUCCAAGUCGGGGAUGCUUUCAUAAUGAAUGUGAACCAGUCAGCUGCACCUGUGCCGCCAUUUGGGCAGCCCCAGCCCAUCUAUCCAGGGUAUCAUCAGUCUAAUUAUGGUGGGCAACCAGGGACCACAGCGCCCCCCACUUCCUAUGGAGCCUAUAAUGGCCCGGUGCCAGGCUAUCAGCAAACUCUUCCCCAAGGUGUGUCAAGAGCCCCACCCUCCUCAGGGGCACCUCCAGUCUCUACAGCACAGGCCCCAUGUGGCCAGACUGCAUAUGGCCAGUUUGGCCAAGGUGAUGUACAGAAUGGUCCAAGCUCCACUGUUCAGAUGCAAAGGCUCCCUGGGUCUCAGCCAUUUGGUUCCCCAUUGGCCCCUGUGGUCAGCCAGCCAGCUGUGCUUCAGCCCUACGGCCCUCCUCCAACAAGUGCACAGGUGACUGCUCAGCUGGCUGGAAUGCAGAUCAGUGGUGCUAUGGCUCCAGCCCCUCCCCCUUCGGGGCUGGGCUAUGGCCCACCAACGUCACCGGCCUCAGCCUCAGGAAGUUUCCCUAACUCUGGUCCAUAUGGCUCCUAUCCUCAGGGCCAGGCUCCUCCCCUUAGCCAGGCCCAAGGUCAUCCAGGGGUCCAGCCUCCCCAACGAUCUGCUCCACCACUGGCCUCCAGCUUCACGCCCCCAGCUUCAGGGGUUCCUCGGAUGCCUUCUAUGACCAGUCCACUCCUGCCUGGACAGGGUUUUGGGGGGCCCCCAGUGAGCCAGCCCAACCAUGUAUCCUCACCUCCUCCUCAAGCUCUGCCCCCAGGCCCCCAGGUGACUGGGCCCCCAGGACCCCCACCACCUAUGCACUCCUCUCAACAGCCAGGCUAUCAGCUGCAACAAAAUGGUUCCUUUGGACCAACCCGGGGCCCUCAGCCCAAUUAUGGAAGUCCUUACCCUGGAGCACCCACCUUUGGCAGUCAACCUGGGCCUCCUCAACCACUGCCUCCUAAGCGCCUGGACCCUGAUGCCAUCCCUAGCCCUAUUCAGGUCAUUGAAGACGACAGGAACAACCGGGGUUCAGAGCCAUUUGUUACUGGUGUACGGGGCCAGGUGCCACCCUUAGUCACCACCAGCUUCCUGGUAAAAGACCAAGGGAAUGCAAGUCCCCGAUACAUCCGAUGUACAUCCUAUAAUAUCCCUUGCACAUCUGACAUGGCAAAGCAGGCUCAAGUGCCCCUGGCAGCUGUCAUCAAGCCACUGGCAAGGCUGCCCCCAGAGGAGGCUUCGCCAUAUGUUGUGGACCAUGGGGAAUCUGGCCCUUUACGCUGUAAUCGCUGUAAAGCAUACAUGUGCCCCUUCAUGCAGUUCAUCGAGGGAGGGAGGCGCUUCCAGUGCUGCUUUUGCAGCUGUAUCAAUGAUGUUCCCCCCCAGUAUUUUCAACAUCUGGAUCAUACCGGCAAACGUGUGGAUGCUUAUGACCGUCCUGAGCUAUCCCUGGGCUCUUAUGAAUUCUUGGCCACUGUAGAUUACUGCAAGAAUAAUAAGUUUCCUAGCCCUCCUGCCUUCAUCUUCAUGAUUGAUGUUUCCUACAAUGCCAUCAGGACUGGUCUUGUGAGGCUUCUCUGUGAGGAGCUCAAGUCACUGUUAGACUACCUACCUAGGGAGGGCGGGGCAGAAGAAUCAGCAAUCCGCGUUGGCUUUGUCACCUACAAUAAGGUGCUCCAUUUCUACAAUGUGAAGAGUUCUUUGGCCCAGCCACAGAUGAUGGUUGUAUCUGAUGUGGCUGACAUGUUUGUGCCACUCCUGGAUGGCUUCUUGGUCAAUGUCAAUGAGUCUCGGGCAGUCAUCACUAGCUUAUUGGAUCAGAUUCCAGAAAUGUUCGCAGACACAAGAGAGACAGAGACAGUAUUUGCCCCAGUUAUCCAGGCUGGGAUGGAGGCUUUGAAGGCUGCUGAGUGUGCAGGAAAGCUGUUUCUGUUCCAUACAUCCUUGCCCAUUGCGGAGGCCCCAGGGAAGCUGAAGAACAGAGAUGACAGGAAGUUGAUCAACACAGACAAGGAGAAGACUCUGUUCCAGCCCCAGACAGGUGCCUAUCAGACUCUGGCCAAAGAGUGUGUGGCCCAAGGCUGCUGUGUAGACCUCUUUCUCUUCCCUAACCAGUACGUGGAUGUGGCCACGCUCUCUGUUGUGCCCCAGCUCACUGGUGGCUCUGUCUACAAAUAUGCUUGCUUUCAGGUGGAGAAUGAUCAGGAACGGUUCCUGAGUGACCUGCGUCGUGAUGUACAGAAGGUUGUUGGCUUUGAUGCUGUGAUGCGGGUCCGGACAAGCACUGGUAUCCGUGCUGUAGAUUUCUUUGGAGCAUUCUACAUGAGCAACACAACAGAUGUGGAGCUGGCUGGGCUAGAUGGGGACAAGACAGUGACUGUGGAGUUCAAGCAUGAUGAUCGGCUUAAUGAAGAGAGUGGAGCGCUCCUGCAGUGUGCCCUGCUUUAUACCAGUUGUGCAGGGCAGCGUCGGCUCCGCAUCCACAAUCUGGCCCUAAACUGCUGCACCCUGCUGGCUGAUCUGUAUCGGAACUGUGAGACUGACACACUUAUCAACUACAUGGCCAAGUUUGCAUACCGGGGUGUCCUGAACAGCCCUGUGAAGUCUGUGCGUGACACUCUUAUCACACAGUGUGCCCAGAUCCUAGCCUGUUACAGAAAGAACUGUGCCAGCCCCUCCUCUGCAGGACAGUUGAUCCUUCCUGAGUGCAUGAAGCUACUCCCAGUUUAUCUGAACUGUGUGUUGAAGAGUGAUGUCCUGCAGCCUGGAGCUGAAGUCACUACAGAUGACCGUGCCUAUGUCCGACAGCUGGUUACCUCCAUGGAUGUGGCUGAGACAAAUGUCUUCUUCUAUCCUCGCCUCCUGCCAUUGACAAAAUCUCCCAUUGAGAGUACCACUGAACCACCAGCAAUCCGAGCAUCUGAAGAACGUCUAAGCAAUGGCGAUAUAUAUUUGUUGGAGAAUGGGCUCAACCUCUUCCUCUGGGUGGGAGCCAGUGUUCAACAGGGUGUUGUCCAGAGCCUUUUCAACGUCCCUUCCUUCAGUCAAAUCACCAGUGGCUUGAGUGUUCUGCCAGUUCUGGAUAAUCCACUGUCCAAGAAGGUUCGAGGCCUCAUUGAUAGCUUAAGGGCACAGAGAUCACGGUACAUGAAGCUUAUCGUGGUGAAACAGGAGGAUAAGCUGGAGAUGCUGUUCAAGCACUUUCUGGUGGAAGACAAGAGCCUGAGCGGGGGAGCAUCCUAUGUGGACUUUCUCUGUCAUAUGCACAAGGAGAUUCGGCAGCUACUGAGCUAAAAGCAAAUGGGUAAACGGCAUAGGGUCCCAGGCCAGCUUCCAGAAAGUAUCCCAGGAUGGCAGAGAAAUUGGGACAGUUCCAUAUCUUAUAAGUCAUGUAAGCUGACCUCAGUCUCUUUGGGGGGAGGGGGAGAUAUAAGGAGACACCUUCUUUCUGGGCUUAAGUAAUCCUACCACUCUGUCAUGUCCUGCUGAUGGAAGGUGCCCCUAUCCCCUCACUCUAUCCUCCUUUUCCUGCUAAUCCUGUCGUAAUGAAUGUAGUUUUUCAUUUUACUGUAUAUGAUUCGGUGUUGGGGGUUUGGAGGCACCCAGACCCUGGCAAUAUUUUGUCCCUUUGGACCAGCCUCUGAGAGGAGAGGGGCAGGCAGGAAGGAGUGGGGAUCCCAGGUUACUACAGGGGGUGGCUAAUUCAGCUCAGUGUCAUCAACUUCCUAUAUUAGGGAUAACACAUACAGAUACACAAGAGCUGGGGUACAGACCAUAGGUGGUGGAGAGAAAAGUGGUUGGUCCUUCUUGGGCCUGGAGGUCAGCAGCCAAAUCACAAUUAUUGAGGGUGGUUGAUUAGCUUUCUCUGCUUCCGCUGUUUGUGUUCUCUCCCUUGCAAUGACUGGUGAUUACUUCAUGGAUAGAAGCACGUUGUCAGAGAUGAAUAAGCCUGGGAAUUGAGUUGCAAAAUAUGUUUUCACCUGGGAGAGGUACCAGCCUCCUUUUCAGCUGGAGAGGCCUCAACACUGGAUGGUUCUGUAGGGAGCCUGAUCAUCAACUUGCAAUACCUCACAGAGCCAGCCCACAUCCCGCUCACCUUCCACUGGCAACGCAGCUUCUUCAAGCCAGGGGUCGUUGGGGAGAGACAGGUGGCUGAAGCCCUGUGCUCUUUCACCAGGACACCACUUGGGCUUUGGGAUUGACUGAGUGGCUGACAGUUAUCUUCCAACCCCAACUGGCUGGGGCAGGACAAGGGCUAGUAUUGAGGGUUAGCCAAGCUUGUCUGCUCCCAGCCUGGGAUGCCCCUGCUCUGGACCUCUCAUUUCUCUUCAUUGGUUUAUUUUUCAAUGCAUCUUUAAUUUGUAAAGAAAUAAAAUAAGAUGUAACCAGUAGCCUCA
This is a messenger RNA of Marmota flaviventris (yellow-bellied marmot), 4492 nucleotides long. It is a transcript of the gene Sec24c, whose product is annotated as SEC24 homolog C, COPII coat complex component. Gene Ontology annotation, biological process: intracellular protein transport; endoplasmic reticulum to Golgi vesicle-mediated transport; COPII-coated vesicle cargo loading. The record is from RefSeq and is a predicted model, not a curated record. Gene Ontology annotation, cellular component: endoplasmic reticulum exit site; COPII vesicle coat. NCBI's taxonomy places the organism in Eukaryota, Metazoa, Chordata, Mammalia, Rodentia, Sciuridae. Gene Ontology annotation, molecular function: SNARE binding; zinc ion binding.